GCUGUUGCGCUUUGUUCGAUCUGCGUGUGAUUCGUGGUUCCAGUUUCAGUAUUCAAUUUUGGUGAAAUCAAUGCGUAGAAAGUGAAUUGCUAGCGCUUUGACAUUACGCAAAAGCCACGCGAAAAGUGAAAAUCACCGCACAAACUGGACUUUGCCGAAAACGGGUGAAUACUAGCAUUUGCUCAGCGUGCUUUGAUUGCCUGCCAAAUCAUCAACUGGCCGAAUCGAACCGAACCGAACACGAAGCGGUUCGUGCGGCCGCCGAUGCGUCUGUUAAUCCAAACGGCAACGGCAACGGGCGGCGCUGCUGCAGCUGCUCUACAGUCCCACUCGCAGUCCCAGUACAAUUACAGUAGCAUGCGUGAGGACGAUAUCGAGCUGGCCAUUAAGGUGGUGAUCGUCGGCAAUGGAGGCGUUGGCAAGUCCUCAAUGAUCCAGCGCUAUUGCAAGGGCAUCUUCACCAAGGACUACAAGAAGACGAUUGGCGUUGAUUUUCUGGAGCGUCAGAUCGAGAUCGAUGGCGAGGACGUGCGCAUUAUGCUGUGGGACACGGCCGGCCAGGAGGAGUUCGAUUGCAUAACCAAGGCGUAUUAUCGGGGCGCUCAGGCCUCUGUGCUGGUCUUCUCGACGACAGAUCGCGCCUCCUUCGAUGCGAUCAAGGAGUGGAAACGCAAGGUGGAGAACGAGUGCAACGAGAUACCCACCGUGAUAGUGCAGAACAAGAUCGAUCUAAUCGAGCAGGCUGUGGUCAGUGCGGACGAGGUCGAAACGCUGGCCAAGAUGCUCAACUGCCGACUGAUACGCACCUCCGUCAAGGAGGACAUCAAUGUGGCCUCUGUGUUCCGCUAUCUGGCCACCAAGUGCCACCAGCUGAUGACGCAGAGCUACGACCAGGCGGCCGGCACCGACGGCAACAACAGUCAGCAGCAGUCAACGCAUCCGCCCUACAGCAGCACGCCCACCAUCAGCGCCUUCAGUCCGACCUUCACCAAGUCCAGCAGCGGCACCAUUGUCCUGCGCCCGGCCAAAAAGGGCGCCAGCUCCAGUGCGGCGCGAAAGCGUAAAAUUGUGCUCAAAAAGUGCGGCAUCUUGUGAGACGGCUAAGGGUAAGGGAGCCCCAAAUCAAGUUGUAGCCAUGUGACCAGCCAAGCGUUGGAUGCAGCCACAGCCACAGCCAGAGCCAGAGCCUCAAUCAAGUCGCAGUCAGAGCCAUUCACUAGUCGUGCACAGACUCCGCAAUGUUGGCAGUUAUUGCAUGAUAUGUGGAGUGGAGCAGGGGAAAGGGGGAGAGAUGGGAAUCGGGGGGUGUGAACAGAUAAAAAAAAACAUAAGCACACGAAUAGUUCAGUGAACAAAAACUUUGGCAUAACGAAGUUUAAAUACCCUUGUAGUCAGCAACAUAAAUAAAUUAGAAUAUUUCCGAUUUUGGUCCACUUUAACUGCCUAAACUUUGAGUUAAUUGACUAAUAUUUCAGUUAAUCCUUAUACCUGCAAAGUAUCAGCAGAUUUAAUAUAUUCUUCAAGUUUUAUUUAGUUAUUUUUCAAGUCGCUAAAAAUUGAAAUAGCUAAAAUUAGUAAAUCGUAAACCAGGAAGCUCUAUAUUAUAUCAUAAACUAUUUAAUAACUAAUAAUUCAAAAAUAUUGUCAGGAGUUAAAUAUAUUUUGGUACGUCUACUGACAGAAAGUAAAACAUACAACAACAACAACAAACAACCCUUUAAAAAAUACAAAACAAGAAUUUAUGAUUAAAUUUAUUAAGUAAACCAAAUUCUCUUCCUUUGGAAUCUGAUUUUAUAUGCAACCAAUUUUGAUCCACUUAAGAAUUUUGCAAAUUUUAAAUUUCAAACCAUGUUGCUUUACAAAAUGUUUAAGAUACGAUUAAAUUUGCUUUCCCUGCGUUACGAACAGCUUUUAGAUAUGUAUAAGACCCCUCUGCAAGGGUAUUAACAAUUACAAGCUCAAAAUGCAUGUGCAAUAAUUUAUGCAACUACUCAAAUUUUUAGUCUAAUUAGUUAAAGAUAAGCAUGUAACCGACUUUUCACUGUAUAAUGCCCACUUUUCUAUAACGGAGACUGAUGCAGCAUUCAAUAUAUAUAUAUAAUUAUUUAUCUAAAUAUAUGUGUGUGUGUGCGCCUGUAAAAUUGUAUAUGUAUCUAUAUUAAUACGAGUAUUUAUACCCUAUAUAUAGCUAUGUAUAUUUUCCAACUACAGCAAAGAUUGGCUCUUUGGCACGCUAGCACCGCCCCUUCCCCAACUUGAGAGGGGGGGCUGCGGGUUAGAGGGCGCCUUCGUGUGAAUCCUUCGCCAAUUAGCCCUGGCAAAAUGUGCAAUUAAUUGCCCAACUCAUUUAAUUAUUAACCAAGCAAGAGGCAUGUCGAAACGCAAUUAUGUCGGCUAGUGUACUAUGCAAAGUAAGGGGCUACGUUUUGUCAUUGAUCCACUUAGCAUGAGAAUAGAUCUGCGAAUCCAAGCCCAAAAUAUGCAAAUAUUAACUAUAGCUACAUUAUUUUAAC
Messenger RNA from Drosophila novamexicana, 2513 nucleotides. RefSeq names its product ras-related protein Rab-23 (gene Rab23). Gene Ontology annotation, molecular function: GTPase activity; GTP binding. The transcript has 4 exons. The record is from RefSeq and is a predicted model, not a curated record. Lineage: Eukaryota; Metazoa; Arthropoda; Insecta; Diptera; Drosophilidae. The coding region runs from base 265 to 1095 and encodes 276 amino acids.